Molecule: messenger RNA, 1699 nt
Organism: Cryptomeria japonica (Japanese cedar)
Lineage: Eukaryota; Viridiplantae; Streptophyta; Pinopsida; Cupressales; Cupressaceae
Exons: 6
Coding region: 432-1424 (330 amino acids)
Biological process (GO): mitochondrial transport
Cellular component (GO): mitochondrial membrane
Source: RefSeq, a predicted model, not a curated record
AAAAACAAAAAAAAGCAUUAAAAACUGGAGUUAGUCAAUUAUUGUUUUCGGCCUUCGAACGUUAAAAACCUUCUAUAAUAUUCAUAAACAUAGCGUACGGUUUGUAAGUGGACGAUAAUUUUGAAAACAAAGACAAACAACAAAAAUAAAACCUGCCUUUCUUGUCUCAAUCCAAAAUUCAUUUCAGAGGAAAUGAAAUCUCUCGUUCAGCAGAUCGAAUCUCAAAGCUACCAAAAUAAUAACAGAAGAAUCGCACGCAGUCAAACGUUCCGAAUAAUUGGGACAAAUGACGUCAUACCCUCUCCUCACAUAGUGGCUUUCCAGGUCAAUGCUGAUCUUGAUGGGCGAAGGCAUGGCCUCUGCUCGCACUUAUCCUCCUGUCGAUCCGUCUGAAUAAAGCAAUCAACAACAUCAAAUCAUCUCAGAGAAACAUGGCGGAAGAUGCUGCUGCUGUGUUCUCAGAACCUCCUCAUUUCACUGGUGGUGUGAAGGAGAAGGAAAAGGGAAAGCGGUGGGAGGGGAGUGCUGUGUUCGCAUUAGCAGGGUUGAGUAACAUGUGUGGCUCCUUUGUUACCAACCCUGUCAAUGUCGUUAAAGUUCGGAUGCAGCUUGAUGGAGCCCUCUCCUCGACACAGGAGCGUCAAUAUAGAGGACUUGUGUCAGGAUUUUUUCAGAUUGGCAGGGAAGAAGGGAUAAGAGGGUUAUGGAGAGGCACAGGAGCUGCUUUAAUGCGAGAGGCCUCAUACUCAAGCAUUCGCAUGGGAGCCUAUGAACCUUUUAAGAGGGCUUUAGGUGGACAUGAUCCAGCACACACUCCGCUUUGGAUUAAGGUUACUGCAGGGUCAGCUGCAGGGAUUGUUGGAAGUGCAGUAGCAAACCCAACAGAUGUUGUGAUUGUCCGAAUGCAAGCAUCAUCUCCUGGAAGAGGAGCUAUAGGAGGAUCUACUACAGAAUGGAGAUAUACUGGUCCAUUUCAUGCCCUUUCAUCAAUUUUAAAAAAUGAGGGUAUACGUGGUCUUUAUCGAGGAAUUAGUCCAACUAUUCAACGAGCAGGAAUUCUGAAUGCCGCACAGGCACCUAGUUAUGACCAUGCAAAACAUAUUCUUCUGAAUACUGGUAUACUACAAGAAGGUGUUCCAUGCCACCUCAUAUCAUCGGUGAUAGCAGGUUUUGUGACUGCUAUUGUCAUAUCACCUAUUGACCUUAUCAAGACAAGGAUAAUGCAACAACCAGUUGAUGUUGAUGGGCGAGGAGCUCUGUACUCCUCUUCUAUUGAUUGCUUCAAGAAAACAAUUAGAUCAGAAGGGGUGCUAAGUUUAUACAACGGAUUUGUUCCAGUUUGGAUGAGAAUUUUCCCCCACACAAUUGUGACAUUCUUCAUCUUUGAACAACUUAGGAAAGCACUUGGUAUUGCACCCGUGUAAACUUUCAUUGACUAUUGUAUAAGCAGUUUGAUAUUAAUAUGAAAUAUUGUUGGGCAUUUGUUUUCAACUUUUCUCUUGGGCAAUACUAUUCAUAAUGUGUUUUAAGGAAAAAUUCAAUGGGACCUUUUUUGUUCUCGUUAUUAUGAAUAAUAUUGCUCAAGAGAGAUUCGGUGGGCAAUCCAUGUAAGAUUCAAAUACUUUUGUAAAAGGGAUUAUUAUGAUUUUGAACCGUCAUCAAUUUGAAGAGAAUAUUUUGAUGUAUGUAUAGAAAAUAA